Paralichthys olivaceus (Japanese flounder) is the source of this 3600-nucleotide messenger RNA. NCBI's taxonomy places the organism in Eukaryota, Metazoa, Chordata, Actinopteri, Pleuronectiformes, Paralichthyidae. The record is from RefSeq and is a predicted model, not a curated record.
AUGCAGGUGGAUCGGAGCUGUGUGGUUUCCAGUGCGUGGUGUGCGUGUCUGCUUUUACUUUACUUCACUAUAAGCACCAGGGUCACUGAGGUGGGAGCCACCCACCAAAGCAUCCCCCCGUCCGUGGUGAAGCUUUGGGCUUCAGCGUUUGGUGGAGAGAUGAAGUCCAUCUCUGCCAAGUACUCUGGCUCCCAGCUGCUGCAGAAGAAAUACAAGGAGUUUGAGCGGGCGGUGCGGGUGGAGGAGAUUGAUGGGCUGCGGCUGGUGAAAAGGCUGGCAGAGGACAUGGAGGAGAUGUUUCACAAGAAAGCACAGGCGAUGAAGAGACUGGUGGAGGCAGCAGAGGAAGCCCACCUCCAGCACGAGGAGGAUCCAGACCUUCAGUAUGAAUACUUCAAUGCAGUGCUGAUCAACGAGGUGGAUGAGGAGGGGAACAGUGCAGAGCUUGGAGGAGAAUUCAUCCUGCAACCCAAUGACCACUUUAACAACCUGUCAGUCAACCUUAGCCUCAGCGUGGUCCAGGUACCCACCAACAUGUACAACAAAGACUCUGCAAUUGUCAACGGUGUGUUCUGGUCUGAGGCCUUGAAUAAAGUGUUUGUGGAUAACUUUGAGAGAGACCCAUCGCUCAUAUGGCAGUACUUUGGCAGUGCCAAAGGAUUUUUCAGGCAAUACCCAGAGAAUGGGCCUGCUUAUCAGCGGAAGAUAAAGAGCGAGCCUUUUGGCUGGCAGUGUGAUCUUCUAUAUGGUGGUGUGGUCCGCAUAUUCCCUUACCUGAUUGGUCGAGAGUCAGCCUUCGCAGAUAAUCUGAAAUGGAUGGCGUGUGCUAACAAAGGAUACUUCACUCAGAUUUCCACAUUGGCCGACGUGCAGGAGAACGUGAUGGAGUACCUCCAUGUCCUAAGUCGUCCCAAGGUGAUCGACCGGGAGCACGACACAGUGUGGACUGAGGCCUACAUCGACAACACCCUACCCCAAGCACAAAAGAUGGAGGACGGUCAGAGUCCGGUUCUGAUGACCACGGUGGCAAUGCCUGUGUUCAGCACAAAGAAUGAGACGAGAAACCGUGGCAUCCUUCUGGGGGUUGUUGGGACAGAUGUGCCUGUGUCUGAGCUGCUUAAGACCAUCCCCAAAUAUAAGCUGGGCAUUCACGGUUACGCCUUUGCAAUCACCAACAAUGGCUACAUCCUUACGCAUCCAGAUCUACGGCCACUUUACGGGGACGGCAAAAAGCGGAGGAAGCCAAACUACAGCAGUGUGGAUCUGUCUGAGGUGGAAUGGGAGGAUAAGGACGACACGCUGAGAAAUGCCAUGGUCAACAGGAAGACGGGGAUCUUCUCCAUGGAGGUGAAGAAGAGCGUCGACAAAGGGAAGCGUGUGUUGGUGUUGCAUAAUGAUUACUACUACACAGAUAUCAAGGGGACACCUUUCAGUCUAGGUGUAGCUCUUUCCAGAGGCCACGGGAAGUUUUUCUUCAGAGGGAAUGUCACUGUGGAGGAAGGACUUCAUGACUUGGAGCAUCCUGAUGUAGCGCUGGCAGACGAAUGGACUUACUGCAACACAGACGAGCACCCAGAACAUCGCUACCUGUCCCAGAUAGAGGCGAUCAAACUUUACCUCAGUGGCCAUGAACCCCACCUACAAUGUGACAAGGAGCUGAUUCAGGAGGUUCUCUUUGAUGCAGUAGUGACUGCCCCUUUGGAGGCCUACUGGACCAGCCUGGUGCUAAAUAAAUCUGAGAACUCAGAUAAAGGGGUGGAGAUUGCGUACCUCGGCACAAGAACAGGCCUUUCCAGAAUCAACAUGUUUGUGGUGCCUGACCAGCUCACCAACCAAGACUUCCUGACAGCUGAAGACAAAGAGGGGGUGUUCAACGCCGAUCACUUUCCCCUCUGGUACAAGAGAGCGGCAGAACAAGUUCCUGGUACCUUUGUCUACUCUCUACCUUUCAACACAGGAUCAGAAAACAAGAGCGUUGUAUUGGCCAGCACUGCCAUUCAGCUUCUGGAUGAGAGGAAAUCGCCCAUAGCUGCGGCUGUGGGUAUCCAGAUGAAACUGGAGUUCUUUCAGAGGAAGUUCUGGACAGCCAGCAGACAGUGUGCAGCUUUGGAUGGGAAAUGCUCCAUCAGCUGUGAUGAUGAGAAUAUCAACUGCUACCUCAUUGACAACAAUGGCUUCAUUCUGGUGGCCGAGGACUAUACUCUGACAGGGAAAUUUUUUGGAGAAGCAGAAGGAGCUGUAAUGAGUAAGCUUCUGCAGAUGGGCUCUUUUAAGAGGGUCACUCUGUACGACUACCAGGCUCUUUGUUGGGUUUUUUCAGAGAGCAGCGGCAGUGGACACACACUGCUGGAUCCGUACUUUGCUUUCUUCUCAGCCGUGAAGUGGAUCCUGACCGAGCUUGUCAUAUUCCUGGUCGAGUUCAACUUGUACAGCUGGUGGUAUUCUGACAUCACAGCUAAAGCUCAGAGGUUGGGUCGGACCACGCAGGUACCAUGUGACACAGAGUACCCGGCUUUCGUCUCUGAGAGAACCAUCAAAGAGAACACAGGCAACAUCGAUUGUGACGGCUGCAUCAAGUCCUUUGUGAUCCAGCAGAUCCCCAGCAGUAAUCUCUUCAUGGUGGUGGUGGACAGCAAGUGCGACUGCAGCAUGUUCGAGCCAAUCACCAUGGACCCCAUCGAAAUCAUGUAUAAUGAAUCUCUUAAGUGCGAGAGAUUGAAGAUGCAAAAGGACAGGAGGCGCCCAGAUACCUGUCACCCCUUUCACCCUGAGGAAAACUCAAUGGAGUGUGGAGGCGCUGGUUCUCUCACUCCGUCUCUUGCGGCGAUGCUGCUCUGCUUCCUGCUGGCUCUGUUCCCCAGGUGACCAGAGCUGGCCACGCCUCUCCAUCCAGCACUCGACUUGGAUCGGCUUGGCUCUGCACACAAAAGAAUUGCAACGAUGCCACAGAAAAAGAGCACUCCUGCUGCCCCUAAUAAAAAUGUGCCCAAUUUCAACUCACCACCUACAAAGCCCCAAGCCCAGAGGUGCGUCCCUACAAGGUACUUAUUUGAAAGGAUUGAGAAUGGAUACCUGUUGAAUAGUGAUCAUUAGUGUGCUUUAGCCCGAGCUGCACGGAAAGUUUUCUGGGGAGAUGCAAAGUUUCAGACAUAGUUAUAAAGCUUACAAUGCACUUAGUAGCUUAAAACUGCACAUGUGUCCCAGUUAUACCCACUGACACUCACCUCUAUAUGCUCAGUCCUUUCAGGUAGCAGCUAAGGGCUUGGUUCUGUAGCUGGGCUUGGAACUGGGCAUUAGAGCCACGUAACACCAAUGUGGAGAAAGACAGGCGCACCUUUCCUCUGCCCACUCUGACUUUUCAUGGACAAUAAUGAUUCAGAAGAAAAAAAAUAAUACUGAAGAUGAUUAUAUGUGGCUGGGGUUGUAAUGGGGUUGUAAUGAUCUUUUUUCAUGUUGAGAAAAAAAAAAAAAAAAGCUCUGGUUAUAAAUAUGAAGAUAAAGAGUUUUAUUUAUGAUUUGCAAGUGGUACCCAUAAACUGUGACUAUGAGAUUUUGAGUCCUCUGAUGUGAGUGGUUAUUAAUAUUUGAGCUUUGCCUUAU